AUGUAUACCUUGCCUUUGACGCUUGGCCGCAGCGCCGUCAUCAUACAUAAAGCAGCAGAGACGAGUACCCACCGAGUCGCAACUCGAUCAGAAGAUGAAGGAUCUCUCAAAGGACCAGACCGGAGCUGCUUUGAGGGGUCCUUUGCUGCGCCGACGCCCUCCUCUCCACCUGUGACUUUAUCCAAGGCUUGGUGCUCUUGGGAUAUUCUUGGCCUUGGCGAAGCUGACCAACGGCCAGAUCAAAAGGUUCUGUCAACAAGUAUUUGA
Colletotrichum tamarilloi is the source of this 267-nucleotide messenger RNA. RefSeq lists its product as uncharacterized. NCBI's taxonomy places the organism in Eukaryota, Fungi, Ascomycota, Sordariomycetes, Glomerellales, Glomerellaceae. The record is from RefSeq and is a predicted model, not a curated record. The transcript is spliced from 2 exons. The coding region runs from base 1 to 267 and encodes 88 amino acids.